This is a messenger RNA of Pseudonaja textilis, 4981 nucleotides long. It is a transcript of the gene TPCN1, whose product is annotated as two pore segment channel 1. Gene Ontology annotation, cellular component: lysosomal membrane; endosome membrane. The record is from RefSeq and is a predicted model, not a curated record. NCBI's taxonomy places the organism in Eukaryota, Metazoa, Chordata, Lepidosauria, Squamata, Elapidae. Gene Ontology annotation, molecular function: monoatomic ion channel activity; voltage-gated channel activity. Gene Ontology annotation, biological process: transmembrane transport; monoatomic ion transport.
AGAGGAAGAGAGGGAGGGAAGUCAGAGGUUCUCACGCUUUAUUUACGCGCUGCCUUCUUCCCCGCCUCCUUUGGAGUCGUGCUGGGCUGCUUCCUCCUCCUCCUCCUCCUCCUCUUCCUUGCUGGACUCUUCCCCCUUCCUAAGUCGUCGGAAAGAAGCGCUGCGGAGGCCAGAAAACGGGAAAAAGCCCUAGGCGUUUGCGUCGCCUUGCUUUGCCUUGCUUUGCAUUUCUUUUUUUAUUUUUUGUUUGCAAACGACCCGGGGCUUUGGCAGACACGCGUUGGCCGAGAACAUGGGAACGCCGGCAGACCCCCGAGACGGGCUCCCGCUUUGAUCAAAACCGAUUGCAAAGAGGGAGGGGACCCCCGUGCAGCAGACCCGGUUGGGGAAGCCGGUGGGCUGCUUCUCCCAUGGCUGGGUGUCUCGAAGAGGACGACGUCCCCCUGAUCCUGACCUUAGAGGACGGCAGGAGCCGGAGGGUUGAUCCGGAGGGAGUCCCCAACGAAAAUGGCGUCAAUUAUGACAACAUCCGCGAUAUGUCCAGCCCAGCGACGGGAGAGCGACGGUCUCCGUGGGAUCGUGGAAGACGGACUUGGGAAAUGAAUUACCAGGAAGCUGCAAUUUAUCUACAGGAAGGCGAGAACAAUGAUAAAUUCGUCACCCAUCCCAAGGACCCCAAAGCUCUGGCUUCCUACCUCUUCGUCCACAACCACCUCUUCUAUUUGAUGGAACUAACCACCGCUCUCUUGCUGUUGUUGCUGUCGCUCUGCGAAGCCCCCGCGGUUGCCAUAUUUCGCCUGGGCAUUUACGUCCAUGCCACCUUGGAGCUGUUUGCCUUGACCAUUGUGUUGUUUGAGCUCUCCAUGAAAUUAAGAUGGCUGGGCUGCCAUACCUACAUCCGGCACAAAAGAACCAUGGUCAAGACCUGCGUCCUCUUCCUGCAGUUUGUAGAAGCGGCCGUGGUGUUGGUGCGUCAGACAUCCCACCUCCGCAUCACGCGAGCCUUGCGGUGCAUCUUCCUGGUGGAUUGUCGUUAUUGUGGAGCUGUGAGAAGAAACCUGCGUCAGAUUUUCCAGUCUUUGCCUCCCUUCAUUGACAUUCUUCUCCUUUUGCUUUUCUUCAUGGUCAUCUUUGCGAUUCUGGGAUUUUAUCUCUUCUCGCCAAACAAAUCGGACCCUUAUUUCAACACUCUGGAGAGCAGCCUGAUGAAUCUUUUCGUUCUUCUCACUACGGCCAAUUUUCCCGAUGUGAUGAUGCCUUCUUAUUCCCGAAACCCGUGGUCCUGUGUCUUUUUCAUUGUGUAUCUUUCAAUCGAGUUGUAUUUCAUUAUGAAUUUGCUCCUGGCUGUCGUUUUUGACACCUUCAAUGACAUUGAAAAAAUGAAGUUCCGGUCACUCUUGCUUCACAAGCGCACGGCUGUCCAGCACGCCUACCACCUGCUGGUUAGCAAACAGAGUCCCUCUGGGGUUGCUUUCAAGCAAUUUGACGGCCUGAUGCACUUCUACGCGCCCCGGAUGAGCGUUCGAGACCGUUAUCUGACUUUCAAAGCACUGAGUCAAAGCAACGGCCCUUUGGUCAGUUUGAAGGAUAUGUACAGUUUCUACGAAGUGGCUGGUUUGAAAUGGAAGGCCAAAAGGAACCGAGAACAUUGGUUUGACGAUCUUCCAGGGACGGCUUUCCUCAUUUUUAAAGGCAUUAACAUAUUAGUGAAUUCUCGGGCUUUCCAGUAUGGCAUGUAUAUUUUGGUGGCCGUGAAUGGACUCUGGAUUCUAGUGGAAACCUUCAUGUUGCGAGACGGAAUCUUUUCUCGAGACGUCCCCUGGAGUUACAUCAUGUUCCUCACAAUCUAUGGGGUCGAGGUGCUGUUGAAGGUUACUGGCCUGGGGCCGAAAGAGUAUCUCUCGUCUGGCUGGAAUCUUUUUGAUUUUGCCGUCACUUUGUUCGCGUUUUUGGGUCUCCUGACACUGGCGUUCGACAUGGAACCCUUCUACUUCAUUGUUGUGCUGCGGCCUCUGCAGUUACUCAGGCUGUUUAAAUUGAAGAAACGCUACCGGAAUGUCUUGGAUACGAUGUUUGAACUCCUUCCAAGGAUGGCCAGCCUAGGCCUAACUUUACUCAUCUUCUACUACUGCUUUGCCAUAAUUGGCAUGGAAUUCUUCUCGGGCAAACUCUAUCCAAACUGUUGUAACACCAGCACGGUGGCCGAUGCCUUUCGUUGGGUCAACCGCACCAUUGGGAACAAGACUGUGGUGGACCAAGGCUACUAUUAUCUCAACAACUUCGACAACAUUUUGAACAGUUUCGUGACCCUCUUUGAGUUAACGGUAGUCAACGAUUGGUACAUCAUCAUGGAAGGGGUGACCUCAGAAACGUCUCACUGGAGUCGUCUUUAUUUCAUGAUUUUCUACAUCGUGACCAUGGUGGUGAUGACAAUUAUAGUUGCUUUUAUACUGGAAGCGUUUGUGUUCCGCAUGAAUUAUGCCCGCAAGAAUCAGGAUUCAGAAGCAGAAGACAGCGGGAUUGUCUUUGAGCGGGAGGUCUCCAAGGAAGAAAUCAGGGGCCUCGCCGAGACCUACGGGAGGCAAGGUGACAACUUGGCAGCUAGUCAACUCCUCAAGGUCGUUUCCCAGAUGGACCGGCACCGGCAAGCCGCCAUGCUGUUCCUGGGCCGCCGAUCGAGGACCAAAAGUGAUUUAAGUAUGAAAAUGUACGAAGAGGAGAUACAGGAGUGGUACGAAGAACAUUCCAGAAGAGAGGAACGAGAGCUUCCUUGGCACGAAGACGAGGAGCUGCUCCACCAGGCCUUCCACCCUCCCGCCCUCCGCCAGCGCUCGCAAACAAUCAUCUAAACUUUGGCUUAUCAAGAAAGCCAGUUCUCCUAUGCAUUCAACCUGGGCUUGGCGGCACGGCGCUCUCUACGGCUUCCCCUCAACCAGAUUUUUCCUUUAACGGUCCUGAGAUCUUUGAGAUCUCCAGCCAGGAGGCUGAAAUCUCACGCAAGAGAAGAUGGCUAUUUUUAUUAUUACUAUUUUUUAAAAAUAUAUAUAUAUAUUGGUCGUUUCCUUUUGAUUUUGGGCAUCGAGCGUCGGGUGUAUCUGGAAGGACUGUUAAACUUUGCAGUUAUGGCAAUGGGAGAUUCGUGCAAAUUUUUUCCUGGCCCUUUUUUUUGUUUGUUUUUUGGUAGAUAACCUGUCCAUUUUGUCCUUGUGGCUGCUGUGGCAAAAGGCUGGGAUGGGAGUUGGCACAGACGGCUGAAAACCGGCCCCGUUUGCCAAUGAUGGCCAAGCAGGCGAAAAUACAAGACGCCCAUCCCGGCAUGGUCGUCAUACCACCUUCCACCAGCAGUCGAGAUUGGCUAGAAAUGGCAAAAAGGCAGGUGAGGUCGCCAAGCAUCCACUAACUACAUGGCUCGCUCUCUUGUCUCCAUGGUGCACAAACUGCAGUGAAGUAAAGCAACUUUGACACCACUCCUUUAUUUUUCCCCACCCUUCGUUGUUCAGCUUCUGUAAGGACUGCUAGUACGCCAAUGAUCCACUUGGCAGGUUUUACCCAAAUGUAGGAAGGUGCCCAGGCAGGCAGAACCCAGGACCAACCGAACAGAAAUGAGUUUUUGGUUCAGGGAGAACCACCUGGACAGGUUUAAGACUCCAUCCUGCUCACAAACGUCAUCCCGGCAUUGCGAAUGUUCGCAGCGGCAUCUACCUGAAGCUAUGAACAGCGACGGGCCAGUAGGUGUUGAAUUAAAUCCUGAACCAAUCCUGCCAGUUGUCAUUAACUCCUAAAACGCUGCCAACAGGCAUUGCAUUAAGGCCUGAAGCCCCCAUGCCACGAGGCAUGAUAGAAAAGCAAUAAUUCUUUUCACGGAAAAGACAAAAGUGAUCACGGGAUCAGAGUGUCUUAUCAGGUUUGAUUGUGGGUUCGCUUCUGUAGAAAUUCCUUCGUCGGUUAGCGAGCUUGGGAUCUCUUCGGAAGCUGUCCCGCGAGAGAAACCAACAAGCAGAUUGUGUCUUUUGUCGUGCCUUCCUUGCUUUGACAACACACAAUAGGCAAAGAAGCAUUAAGGUUUGUCUCCCUAUGUUAAUCUCGAUUGCUAAUUAGCAAACGCUAAACGGAAUUUGCUUCCUCCUCCACCCCCCCCCGCCAAUUUAUAAGCAAAAAAGACAGGGGGGUCUCCCUCUCCUCCUCCCCCCCUUUUUUUUUGUUCUUGUCCCUUUUGUAAUUUUAGGAUGGCAAACCUUGAAUAAUUAGGAAUUUGUUUUCUCACGUCGGCUCACUCUCUGGCACAGUUCUUCAUUUUAAAAAACAACAGGCUUAUUUCCACGCUAAAUAAAUCGAUGGAGAAAGGUUGGCUUUGAGCGAACUAAAUUAUUUUCCAGUUGUUGGAGGUGAGUUUAUUUUGCUCCGAAGAUGGGUUUGAGGUAAACAGUCACAUAAAUGACAUGCUCUUUUUCUAAACAGCUCAGUUCUGUGAUGGCAUCUUCCAAUGCCCUUUAAAUCUUCAAAAAAAACAACAACACCCUGAGCUACGUUAAUGGCUGUGGAAGAUUGCCGUUGUAGUCUUAACACUAUCAGAAGACACCCGGUGGAGAAAAUAAGAGCUCCUGCACCCAUGAUCCCUGUUUUCUUCCUAAAAAGAAUGCAAAUGUUUUAUAAGGUAGUAGAUAUUCACAGUUCAGGUGACUUCCGUCUGUGGACUUCAACUCCCAGAAUUCCUGGGCUGUGGGGCGACUCUGGGAGUUGAAGUCCACCCCAUCUGGAGUUCCUCCAGGUUGAAAAAGGAACGCUUAACGACCUUUAAGGAGAGAAAAGGGGCAUCUUUAAAAAACUACUUUUGGUUCAAGAGGGCAUUAUGCUGUCAGUUCGGGGAAGGCAUUCCUUCUUGCUGUAUCAAUCAAGUUUGUUAAUUCUUUUUUAAAAAGGGCUAGGUUGAAGCAAAAAACAAACCCACCCCACAGAUAGACAACAUUCCUUAGGGGAUUUG